Molecule: messenger RNA, 2042 nt
Organism: Camellia sinensis
Lineage: Eukaryota; Viridiplantae; Streptophyta; Magnoliopsida; Ericales; Theaceae
Product: tetratricopeptide repeat (TPR)-containing protein
Molecular function (GO): protein binding
Source: RefSeq, a predicted model, not a curated record
UUGCGGCUGUAUAUAUGGAAUUGGGGGGCGCGUAGACUUUCUCACAUCACAGCAGAGCAUAGCAAAAUGCAGUUUUGUGCAUCCCCGACGCGUCCUGUGUUUUCGAGUUUUUGUUUUGGAUCCUUGGAAUCGCAAGCAGCCAGGGAGGGAGUUACGUUCUGCUUUCUGGACAUUUCUCAGGCGUCACGGGACUCUGUUUACGUUGGUGGUGGUGGUGGUGGUUCCAAGUUGUUGGCAAAGCUUUUUGGCCUCUCAUCGAAAUAUGGGCGUACAAGUCCAACAACAGUAACAAGGGGAAAGGCAGAGGCAGGGACUGAUGAGAGUGAUGGUGGUGAUGAGAUCAGGGUAUGCGUGAACAGGACUUGCAGGAGGCAAGGUUCAAUGCAAACCCUUGAGAUUCUCUCAGGCAUUGCGCCUCCUAAUGUCUCCGUCAAGUCUUGCGGUUGUCUGGGUCGUUGCGGCGCUGGCCCCAACCUCGUGGUUCUCCCUCAACCCACCUUCUUCGCUCACUGCGGGACUCCCGCUCGAGCUGCCCAUACCAUGUUCAUUCUGUUUGGUGGCCAUCCCGAUUCCUGGACUAACAGCUUGGCAGCCCUUGCAUUCAGGAAGAGAGCCGAGGAUGAGUUUCCAAGUAAUAAUAAUGCCUCCCACGCUGAACUUUUACUCUCCCAGGCUAUAAACCUUAAACCGGCUGGAGGUAUCCAUGGGCUGUAUAAAGACAGAUCUGCUGCGAGAUUGGUAUUGGGAAAUAUAUCUGAAGCUCUUGAAGAUGCUAAAGAAGCUUUAACUCUUGCUCCUAAAUAUCCCGAGGCUUACAUCUGCCAAGGUGAUGCUUUGAUGGCUCUGGACCAAUUUGAUGCAGCUGAGAAGUCCUAUGCAAUGGCUGUAGAUUUAGAUCCUUCCAUUUAUCGUUCCAAAAAAUUCAAGAUCCUGAAUGUGCUAGGCAAAAGAUUCAGCUGACUCAGAAGGAUGAGAAUCAGGAGGCAAAGAAAUGAGGUCAAUAGGAUGACGAGGAGACAAACUAUGGAUUAUCUCAGAUGGGCUCUUACCUAUUGACCUAUUGAUUAUUACCAUCUAAAAUCUCGUAAAAUAAGGCCAAAAUCUGGACAAGUAGAACAUUCAUUCGGUCACAUUUUCUAAAUUACUUAAAAAAAAUAAAUCUACACACUUAAAUGUUAAAUAUAUCUUAUAAAUAUGAAAUAUGUAAACCUGACUAUUUUUUGAACAUUCAUUCGGUCACAUUUUCCUUCUUUUUUUUAGAUAUUUAUUAUUAACCAUUCUUUAUAAAGAAACUAAACAAAGACAGAUUCUCAAUUUUCAAAUAACAAUAACAUAACAAUGAUGUUGAUAUUUGGACAAUAAGUAUGCAUAUCUUUCCAAGUAACAAUGAUCCAAUAAUAAGAAAGAUUUAAUUGGAAUCCUUUAUUAUAAAACCUAAACCACGUUAAAAGGUAUGUAUGUUUUUUAUUCAAAAAUGUUAUUUUCAACACCAACAUGGUGCUCAAGGACAAAAGUACUAUUGGAGGAACUCUACCCAUCUAGCAUGUCAAGCUCUUUUGAGCGUUAACAUACGUAAGUGCUUGAUGGUUGGAAAAUAAUACAAAUUCUUGAGGUAGAAGAUUAUACCGCAAAUGGUGUAGGGCCCAUACAACAAUGUAAAAUUCCUUAUUAUCUACUUAGCUUCAUUGAGUUUCUUGCUGUAAUACACAAUUGGAUGACCCUCUUGACUCAAGACACCCCCAAUUCCCACACCGAAGACAUCACAAGCAAUCUCAAAAGCUUUAGAAAAAAUUGCGUUCUCAAAAUUGGUGCUUCAUUCAUUUUCUUCUUAAUCUCAAUGAAGGCUCUAAGUGCAUUAGUCCAUUUGAACUUUCCUUAGCAAAUAACAAAAUCAUAGAUUGAUUUUUUUCAUUUUUCUUUUUUGUGGGAAACUUGUUUUUUUCUUUCUUUGUGUGGACUGCAUUUUCCUUUCCCCCCUUCUUAUUACUGUCUAAACAGUCAGUAACUUGGAGAUUUUAUUGACGAUAGCAGCCAGUUUAACA